AUGGAAUCAGAGAUGGUGACAAACCCUAUACACAGCUUUCAGAGGAACAGUUGCCUGCCCAGAGACGCUGUUGGCAAGGCUGCUUUGCACAUGGGGCCUGAUGUGAAUGAUUCAUCAAACCGACAAGUUUAUGCAGAUGCAAGGAGUAUAACAUUGUCUGUGCUGCGCAGGACCGUCAACGAAACCUUCAUUGUUAAAAAGCUGGCUGCGGGCAGGUUCUCAUAUCCCAAGCCCAGCGGCUUUGGUGAUUGGCAAGUACAGUUGUCUGUGUCAAACCCUGGCUUCAAGCGUAGUGGUUGGUACCUGUCGUCAACCACUGCUCUGCAGAAUUGUUCUCUGAAUCUGCCACAUGAAGUGGUAUUUUUUCGAGGGUUUGCCUUCGGAAGCUUUCAGUACGGCCAUGUUCUACAUGAUUUGUUGCCAGUGCUUGUGUGGAUGAGCACGUCGUACCCUGAGGCACAGGUCGUAUUGGAGUUGGAUAAGCAGGGCAAGAUUGACCCUUUUUUGGCUUGGUUUGAUCCAGACCUACACCGAAGAACAACAUUUGUGCAACCUGAUGUGGUUGUAUGCGCCGGAGCUCUAUUGGUGGUGGUCCCUCAGCACGGUAUCAAGUCCCCGCAUGGACUUCGCAUUCCUGCUUUGUUCAAUCAUUUGAGGGCACAUGUUCUGCGUGUACAGCCCUCUCACAAUCCAACUACAGCUGUGCACGAAGUGCGGGUACCGGCCACAGCAGGUCAUGGGCGUUUACUUACCGAAGAGCACUCCCGGCACGUCCUUCAGCUUGCCUCCAGCGCCAUACGACGUCACAGUAUUCCCAUGGAGAUCGUCGAGUUCAAUGGUACCCUGAAGGGCAAAACUGCGACCUUCCAAGAUCAGUACCGUAUCUUCAACUCAGCUGUUCUUGUCUUUGGCCCUCAUGGGACUGGUUUUUCAAACAUAUUGUGGAUGCCCUGUCACGUGCCAGUGGCAGCCAUUGAGUUUGUGUGCGGUGCCCAUUCUCUGAAUGUUCGCGGAUGUCAGCUGGGCAAUGGCAAAGUUCGCUUAGCAACAUACUGGAGUUUGGAAGGCAGUGUUUCCUGGGUCAAAUAUUUCCAUGUCCUCGUGCAAGAUACGUCCGCAGAGAUGAGUGACUUCAUGCAGGUUGAUCUGGAAGGGUUUUCGGCAGCCCUGGACGCGGCUUUAAGUCAUGUUGCGCAUUCAGCUCACGCUUGA
Messenger RNA from Symbiodinium pilosum, 1212 nucleotides. The record is from the annotation of a GenBank genome assembly. Lineage: Eukaryota; Dinophyceae; Suessiales; Symbiodiniaceae.